CAGGUCCGGCAAAUCAGCUACGCCAGCUACCUGUUAUGAGAUGCUUCAGCAACUAAGCUACCCCGCAUAAUGCAUUUGAUCCCAUCCCUCUACCCAUCCCUACCAUGUAGACUUUAGUAGCUGUGACCUGUGAGAAACGCUGCGCUGGAACGUGGGGUGGUACAAUUGGGGAGCUGCCGCGCUCAUUACGGGUAUGUCGAACCAGUCUACAAGAAUAUAUUUAAAGAUACGUUAUCCUCUCCCUUCUCUCACACCUCCCAUCUUCGCCGCAAGUCUUUUUAGUUUUCUCUCUUCGCGCGACACAGAAUACCACACUAUAUUCAACCGCAUAUUCCCGCGAAAAUGGUGCACCUAGCCAAGGUACCCAACGAGGCAGAAGUGGCGGAGAACAGCCUGCCAGAGGCCGUCAAGAAGAUCAGCCUGCAGCUUAGUAACGACGAAGAUAGCUUCACGACUAGCGUCUACGGGUCGAAAUUCGCGGCCGAGGACCUCCCCAAGCAUGAAAUGCCCGAGAGCGAGAUGCCCAAGGAAAUUGCUUACCGCAUGAUCAAGGAUGAGCUAAGCUUGGACGGCAACCCGAUGCUUAACCUUGCCUCGUUUGUUACCACAUACAUGGAGGAAGAGGCUGAGAAGCUUAUGGCCGAGAGCUUCUCCAAGAACUUCAUCGACUAUGAGGAGUAUCCCCAGUCGGCGGACAUCCAGAACCGAUGCGUGUCUAUGAUUGGUCGGCUAUUCAAUGCGCCCACCGACCAGGAGGACGGGGGCGGCGCGGUCGGCACCUCAUGCGUCGGAAGCUCCGAGGCCAUCAUGUUGGCUGUGCUAGCCAUGAAGAAGCGGUGGAAGAACAAGCGCGUUGCCGCUGGGAAGUCUACUGACAAGCCCAACAUCAUUAUGUCGUCCGCUGUUCAAGUGUGCUGGGAGAAGGCGACGCGUUACUUCGAAGUCGACGAGAAGCUGGUCUACUGUAGCCCCGACCGCUUUGUCAUCGACCCCAAGGAGACCGUAGACCUAGUAGACGAGAACACUAUCGGCAUCUGUGUCAUCCUAGGAACAACUUACACUGGAGAAUAUGAGGAUGUUAAGGGUGUCAACGAUCUACUAGUAGAAAGGGGCCUCGACAUUCCUAUUCAUGUCGACGCUGCCAGCGGCGGCUUUGUAGCGCCGUUCGUCGUCCCGGACUUGGAAUGGGACUUCAGGUGCGAGAAGGUUGUGUCUAUCAACGUCUCCGGUCACAAGUACGGUUUAGUGUACCCUGGUGUUGGUUGGGUGGUAUGGCGAGACGCCAAAUUCCUGCCUCAGGAGCUCGUCUUCAACAUAAACUACCUAGGCGCCGACCAGUCAUCCUUCACGCUUAACUUCUCCAAGGGAGCCUCCCAAGUAAUCGGGCAAUACUACCAGCUGAUCCGGCUGGGAAAGAAGGGCUACAGGUCCAUCAUGUCCAAUCUGACGCGCACCGCGGAUUACCUGUCCGACGCGCUCACGGCCCUCGGCUUCGUCAUCAUGAGCAAGAGGUCCGGCGAGGGUCUACCGCUCGUAGCCUUCCGGCUCCCGGACACCGAGCAGGAGCGCAGCUACGACGAGUUCGCGCUGGCGCACAGGCUCCGCGCCCGCGGCUGGGUGGUGCCCGCCUACACCAUGGCGCCGCACACCAACGACCUGAAGAUGCUGCGCGUCGUCGUGCGCGAGGACUUCACGAAGAAUCGGUGCGACGCCCUCAUCACGGACAUCCGGUACUGCCAACAGCUGCUCGAACAGCUUGACAAGGAGUCUAUCCGUAAGCAGGAGGAGUUUAUUCGCAAGCAUGCCAUGAACAGCGGACAGGCCAAACACAACCACCCCCGGUUCCGCAAAGAGAAGCAUUCGAUCCAGGGAAAGCACGGAAAGACGCACUCGAUCUGCUAAGGUUCAUCGGUGUGGAAGUUUUGUAAACCUUGAUGUUUAUUAGCGGUAUAGCAAAAGGGGGGCUCAUAUAGGGAAAAUCUGGUAUAGCUAGACUGAUAUAUAGAAGCCUUUACA
This is a messenger RNA of Annulohypoxylon truncatum, 2016 nucleotides long. Its product is annotated as glutamate decarboxylase. Gene Ontology annotation, molecular function: pyridoxal phosphate binding; glutamate decarboxylase activity. Gene Ontology annotation, biological process: L-glutamate catabolic process. NCBI's taxonomy places the organism in Eukaryota, Fungi, Ascomycota, Sordariomycetes, Xylariales, Hypoxylaceae. The record is from RefSeq and is a predicted model, not a curated record. Gene Ontology annotation, cellular component: cytosol. The coding region runs from base 343 to 1902 and encodes 519 amino acids. The transcript is spliced from 5 exons.